This is a messenger RNA of Necator americanus (New World hookworm), 2892 nucleotides long. RefSeq lists its product as uncharacterized. The record is from RefSeq and is a predicted model, not a curated record. Gene Ontology annotation, biological process: deadenylation-independent decapping of nuclear-transcribed mRNA. The coding region runs from base 1 to 2892 and encodes 963 amino acids. Gene Ontology annotation, molecular function: protein binding. The transcript is spliced from 19 exons. Lineage: Eukaryota; Metazoa; Nematoda; Chromadorea; Rhabditida; Ancylostomatidae. Gene Ontology annotation, cellular component: P-body.
AUGGGUAUGGGAGACCCAUAUGUGCCAGCUGAUCACCUCUCUCCCUCAUCGAUCGUCGAGAAAUACAUACUCGAUGGAAGUGAUGGAGUGAUCAAGUUCGCAAAUGGCAACAAUGUGAGUCUCUCCCUUGCUUUGGAAUCGCAAACCAGGGAGCGCGAUAGUGCACGUAUCCACACCACCACCAUCAGCGACUACAAAGGAGAUGUGCGUACCUUAAGAGGACGUUUCCUGGCUGUUCAAGGUGAUCUUAUAGCCUUCCGCUUCUUCAACGAAAACACGGGUGAUGUGAUUCGCAUAAUAAACAGAGUGUCACGAAACCGCCGACUUAUCAAGGGCUUUUCGAAAGCUCCAGUGGAUCUUCGCUUUGCUACUCAUCUCCCACUACUAGCUGUUGUGGAUGGCGAGUCGAAUCUUCAUGUCUAUUCAGUUGCAGCUGAUUGCCAAGAUGUUGAGACCUACAUGAAUAUUAUGAACUGGCCUGGUGGGACCUCGGAUAGUACGCCUCGUGUUGUUUGGUGUCCGUAUGUAGCUGAAAAUCCCUCGGAUCCUUUAGACGUAGUUAAUAUGGUCGCUGUAUUUAAGAAAAACAAGGUUUAUGUCGUGAAUCUGAGCAUUCUAAAAGAACGUGGUUCAAGAAUGACAUUUGAAGAGGCAGUAGCCGUCGAGGAAGCUGUCCUUUCUGUCGAAAUGGAAGAGGAGGUAACUGCUGUUUGUAUCUCUCCUGAUUCAACUGCAGUGGCGAUUGCUCGAGCUGAUGGCGUUGUUUCGUUCUACGUGAUGAACUCGAACGAAAGCGAAUUGAAGUUUGCGCACACGUGGAAUCCUCAGAUGAAUAGACCAAUUGUGGAGCUAUUUUUCUUGGAUGGGGCUCGCCAUACCAAAAACCAGGAGCAGUUCUGGCGCCACUGUCUCGUUGUCGCUGAGGGUGGUAGGCGAUUGGCAUUGUUCGAAUGUGAGGAUUGGCGCUGCUUAGGUCGUGUUCGAUUUGAAUCAUCUGUUGAAAUUGCCACAUUCACCGUUCAUGUGGAUCCCCAGGCUCGCUACGCCCAUAUCCUCGAUGUGGAUGGAUCGAAUGUGUUUUGCGUGGAGUUGGAAUACGCCGAGCACCCACGUUUUGCUGGAGUCACCCAAGUAACUUUUUCCCAUCCAAUCGUAGCUAUCGUUCCAUAUGAAGUCGAUACGGAGGAAAAACAUGACUCAAGUGUUGACUAUUCCUUGGAUGACGAGUUCGACAAUGAACGAAAUCGCAACGAAGUGCUGGCUCACUACAUUGCGAUCGGUCACCGCAGCCUGCUUCAGCUUGAUGUUCACCUGGAACUCGUUGAGCAGUUGAAACCAAGUGCAGAUGUUAUGGCUGCAAUCAAAACUGAAGUCGAUAAGGAUGGCGCUGAGAGAAAGAACGAAGGUUCAAGUGAUCUACUAACAGUGGCGCCAUCUGCACCUGCAAACUCUUCACCAUCGUUUAAUUAUGAGAAAAUAAUGGAACAACUAAAGGAGAUGAGUGAGAAGAUUGAGCAGUUGUCUGUACGCGUUGAGCGUGCUGAUAACGAGAGACGUCCCGCUGCAACGAAUGAACACAUUCUCUCUCAACUUCAGUGUUUCAAGGAAGAGUUCUCCUUGCGCGAAGAUCGAUUACUCGCUAAUGUGUCUGAUUUAAUUGAGACAAAUCAUCGCGAGACUAUAAAUGUUGUACGAAAUGCUCUCAACGAAAACUCUGUUGCUGUCGAGAACUCUAUACAAGCAAAUCAUAAGUUAAGUGCUGAUGCUGUUUCACAUCGUGUUACUGAACGGUUACGUGAAUCACUGACAACUAUGGUCGUACCUGCUGUAGAGCGGAUUUGCUCGCAACUUUUCAAGCAGCUGAAUGAUAGUUUCCGCCACGGACUCGACCAGUACCUGCAACAGAUGAGGGCGUUACAAACGGCUACUCUGGCUGCUGUAGCAGCGAGCGCCACUCCUGCCCCUCCAUUAUCGGUUGGAGCUGACCGCCAAGCUCUCGCUCUCAUGAUCAAGAACAAUCAAGUUCCGUUGGCAUUUGAAACGGCCCUAAAUCAAGGAGAUCAAGCAGCACUAGAGUUUGUUUGUAACAAUGUCGAUCCCGACGACCUUUUUCGCUAUCCAUGCACACUUUCUCAGCCGGUGCUGCUUUCAUUGCUGCAACAGCUCUCCCUGCGUCUUGACUCGGAUACCGAUUUGAAAUUCAGAUACAUGGAACAUAUAGUAGAUGUGCUCCAACCACAUGAUGACGAUAUUGGAGUUAUGGUGCCUAAAGUAACUGAAGGUCUGAUGCAAAGCCUAACUGAGUUCCAAAAUUUAACUCCAAAUGCUACGUUGAAACGUCAAGCUCGGGUUUUGAGCCAAUUGGCCUUUCUUUCUCUCUGCAAAUCCUUGCGAGCUCGGAGGCAAAUCCUUGGUUGCCUGCGGCUCGUGCUGCUCAUCAGCUCAAAAGUUCUUGGGGAUCAACGCCAUUUGGUGCUUUUGAAACUUUCAGGUCCAGUUGUGAAGUUGUUAACGAGCCUGUCGUAUUUCUCGUCGAUGUUGUUCAACGUGGAAUCUUCCCAAAAGUCGGCUAGCGUAGCGAAGAGAUCCCGGUUAAUGAUAGCUCUAGGACUCCGCUCUCUGAACUUCGUCCACUUCUCCCCGUGUGAAGGAAAUUCUUCCUCGGAGGAAGAAGAUGGUCCAGUCCUGCGUAGAACUUUGGGCAAUAGCGAAUUGCGAGUCCCCAUGGAAAGUCUUAGUCGUCAUGAUAAACUCGGACAGCCUCUUCCCCUGUUCGUUCCAUUGUCUGUUAUGGGUACCGAUGUGAAGUUCCUCAGGCGUUCUUCUAGGGCUAAUCUUGGCGUUAAAAUCACCAGCAGUGACUAUUUGAUGGUCAGAUGGUCUUCUCUGUAG